AUGACCAAGAAGAUCCAACAUUGCUGUUAUACAUGCCACAAAGUGUUCAACGAUGGCGAUGACUUGCGGAGCCAUGUUCAGUAUUUCCAGGUCCGUCACUUCGCGCUGCCCCCAUGGAUCGCCGCUCUAAUGUCCACUACACAGUAUGAGAUCCAGGAAUUGCUGGCUAGACUGAUCGAAGUCCAGGCACACUUGCCUCCAUCUAAUUUAGACAACAUCUCUAGCGAUGAUAGCGACAACGAGGAUACUGGUACCGAUUUGGAUGCAGCACGUGGCAACCACCGCCACCGAUGCCCCGAUCCCAAACGUCUCAGGAGGGAAAGCUUCAAAGAGAAGCAAGGACUCGAGAUCCAUUAUCAGAAGCACGUCAAGUGCCUCGAGAUAUGUGCUUGUGGCAAUAUAUUCACCAAUGUGCGGGCAUUUAUCAGGCAUAAGUGCAAAAGUUCGACGGCAAAAACACCCAAGGAGAGAAUCAAACACUGGCGGAGCGUUUCCAGGCAGAAGAUGGUCGUCCUCGAGAAGCAGCGGGCUCCAACAGGACUCAGUGUCAGCAACAGGAAGCGGAUGUUGGCGGAGACUGAGCCGUUGCCAAACCCGCCCUCCAAGCGGCCUCGGGUGUCUGAUUCCCACACUCUCAGCCAAGCCAAUGGGUGCCACGAAGCGGUAUAUCUAUACGACCCAUCUACCCUGUCACCAUCGCUCCCAGGUCGAAUUGGUGGAACGCCCACUGUGUCCAACCCCUUACCGGCGCCGCAAGCUUUUGUCGCUGGUGGAGCAGCAGUGCCGAGCUUCGUUCCAGAAAGCAUAACCGCGCCAAUAUUCUGGGACAAUACAAUACCUCCUUUCCCUAUCCCACAACCGCCUGAUGCAUCAUGUUUUCCACCAAACACUACUUUCAGUAGGAACACAGAGGCUCACCAGCUUGACACGUCUUCUUACUACACCUUGCCGGGUUCGGCAGACUAG
Messenger RNA from Diaporthe citri, 966 nucleotides. RefSeq lists its product as uncharacterized. The transcript is spliced from 2 exons. The record is from RefSeq and is a predicted model, not a curated record. The coding region runs from base 1 to 966 and encodes 321 amino acids. NCBI's taxonomy places the organism in Eukaryota, Fungi, Ascomycota, Sordariomycetes, Diaporthales, Diaporthaceae.